ACAGAAACACACACACACACACACACAGAAACACACACAGAAACACACACACACACACAGAAACACACAUACACACAACUGGUAUUUGCUGGACGUUCAGAGUUCAUCUCAGUCCAGAACCAGUGGAGGUUCUGUUCACCUGGAACCAUCCAGGCCUCACUGGUUUGGACCUUCAGAACCGCUCACGCUGGUUUGUCUACUGUGAUACCAGAAGCCGUUCAGAACCAGGACCUGGGUCGGGUUGCUGUGGAGGAGCAGAACCUGGAGAUGCAGAGCUGCGCCUCCAAGCUGGCCGCCAUCAGGGAGGUUCUGCUGCGGAGAACCAUGAAGGUGGCCUUCUUCGGCAGAACCAGCAACGGGAAGAGUACGGUGAUCAACGCCAUGCUGCGGGAGCGGGUUCUGCCCAGCGGCAUCGGCCACACCACCAACUGUUUCCUGAGUGUGGAGGGGACGGACGCCGCCGAGCCCUACCUCACCACCGAGGCGUCUGCCGAGCGCCGCGCCGUCUCUACGGUCAACCAGCUGGCCCACGCGCUGCACAUGGACCCGGCGCUGGACUCGGGCAGCCUGGUCCGAGUGUUCUGGCCCAAGAACCGCUGCGCCCUGCUGAGGGACGACCUGGUUCUGAUGGACAGGUGAGGCCAUCAGAACCAUCAGAACAGGUUCUGGUUCUGUCGUUUCUAAAUGAUUCAGGAGAACCUCAGGGUUCCAACUCAACCCCUGGGGGGCAGACCUACGGGGGAAUUUUCCUGCCAUAAUCCAAGAGCGUGCAUUUCCAGUCUGA
This is a messenger RNA of Poecilia latipinna (sailfin molly), 784 nucleotides long. RefSeq names its product mitofusin-1-like. The transcript has 3 exons. Gene Ontology annotation, biological process: mitochondrial fusion; mitochondrion localization. NCBI's taxonomy places the organism in Eukaryota, Metazoa, Chordata, Actinopteri, Cyprinodontiformes, Poeciliidae. Gene Ontology annotation, cellular component: mitochondrial outer membrane. The coding region runs from base 268 to 639 and encodes 123 amino acids. The record is from RefSeq and is a predicted model, not a curated record. Gene Ontology annotation, molecular function: GTPase activity; GTP binding.